AGUCGUAAUAAUGUGCUAGCAGUAGAAGCAAGCAGCGGCCAUCUAAGCAUUGCACCACCGGUGCACCUAAUCCUUCCCGUCUUUUCCUGGUGAGCAAGAUAGUUUGCUGCCGCCAAAGCCGCCAUGUCUUCGUCCAUGUACAAGCAGCUGGGCUUGGGCGCCACCGGCUCGCCGGUCACCGCCACCCAUCUCCUGCUCCUCGUCCUCGGCGCCGGCUUCCUCGCACUCACCGUCUUCGUCGUCCACCCCAACGACUUCCGCCUCCAGUCGUUCUUCUCCGGUGGCGACGGCUGCCCCGGCAGCCCGACUGAUCUCCAUGGCGCGGCGCCAGUCACGAUGCAGAGGGCCGACACGCCGGCUGUGUCACCCGAUGAGCACCCCGGCGCGCGCGUGCUGAUCGGCAUCCAGACGAUGCCGGCCAAGUACGAGCGCCGCAACCUGAUCCGUACCGUGUACGCGCUCCAGGUGAGGGAAAACCCCUCCCUCGCCGCUGCCGUCGACGUGCGCUUCGUCCUCUGCAACGUAACCUCCCCGGUCGAUGCCGUGCUCGUCUCCCUGGAGGCCAUCCGCUACAACGACAUCCUCCUCCUCAACUGCGCCGAGAACAUGGACGGCGGCAAGACGUACGACUUCUUCUCCACCGUCGCGCGCGCCUUCCCCAACGGCACCUACGACUACGUGAUGAAGGCCGACGACGACACGUACCUCCGGCUCCCGGCGCUCACCGCAUGGCUGGGCGCGGCGGCGCGGGAGGACGCGUACCUGGGCCUGGUGAUGCCGUGCGACACCGAGAACUUCUACCCGUUCCCGCCGUUCAUGUCCGGGAUGGGGUACGUGCUGUCGUGGGACCUGGUGGCGUGGGUGGCCACGUCGGAGACCAGCCGCCGCGACCACGUCGGGCCGGAGGACAUGUGGACGGGGCGGUGGCUCAACGUCGCCGGCAAGGCCAAGAACCGGUACGACGGCGCGCCCAGGAUGUACAACUACAGGGGCGACUCCCCGGUCAACUGCUUCCGCCGCGACUUCCACCCGGACACCAUCGCUGUGCACAUGCUCAAGGACGACAAGCGGUGGGCCGAGACGCUCGCCUACUUCAACGCCACCGCCGCGCUCCCGACGUCCGGACGGUACCACCACCUGCCAUGAUUGAUUUUAAUCGGUUCCAUGGAACGUUCUUCGUUUUGGAUACUGGCUCCAUUGGUUCGACCCAGUCGGGCUAUCGUAGGUACGGAAGCGUGCGUUGAUUUGUUUUGUCGGGGUUGGUUUGACAAAAAAGGGAUGAUAAAUUGACUUGUCCAUACACCGUGCACCACGGAUAUAUAUUUUUUCAGCUCAUAUGUUUCAAAUUUUCAAGUUGCAAUGGACUUUUGAUGC
Molecule: messenger RNA, 1374 nt
Organism: Lolium rigidum
Lineage: Eukaryota; Viridiplantae; Streptophyta; Magnoliopsida; Poales; Poaceae
Product: beta-1,3-galactosyltransferase pvg3-like
Exons: 1
Coding region: 124-1146 (340 amino acids)
Cellular component (GO): Golgi membrane
Molecular function (GO): hexosyltransferase activity
Source: RefSeq, a predicted model, not a curated record